AUGAGCACUCAAGUCGUUAGGCGCCGCCGUCGAUCUGUCCUUGUGGUGCUGGUAUUGGCUCUGGCCCUAGCGCUGGUGCCACACCCACGAGAUGCCAAUGAACCUUCCUCUCACAGGCACUUCAUGGCAGUCGCACAAGAGCCUCUUGGAGUCGCGGAAGUUGAGGAUGCUUGCAUUUCCUUGACCUUGCUCGGGUGUGUGGGUUUUGUCAUGGCAACUUUCUAUCUUGUGAAUUGGCCUGAUCCUGAUAUCCGUCGAAUCUCCUUGGAAGUCAUCAAUGCAACCAUCAGCAUGUUUGGUGCACUACUUCUUUUCCACAGCUUGGAAGAACUCCUCGAGCACUACCUUCUUCAUCAUCUCACAGCAUGGCAGCAGGUGGCUGUGGCAAUGUUGCAGAUGCUCGUGUGGUUCACUGUGUUGCAGAUGAUCUUGGCCUACUACUCUGGUGCAAUUGGGGAACAAGAGGAAGUUGUCAAGCGAAAUACAUCUCAAACUUUGGCUGACCGCUGUGGGAGUCCUAGAAGCAAGGCACUCCUUCAAAGGUCUGCGGAAGAACAUUUCCGUGCAAUCAAGCUCAACACACAUGCCUGGAGCAUUUUGCUUGGCCAUGCUACCGGCUUUGCAGCCAAGAAUGCGUGCAGCAUGCUCCAGCAAACCGUGCCGCGAAAUUUCUGGUGUUGUGGCCUUGUUCCAAUCAUCUCUUUCUUUGGCAUUUGCCUCAUCUACCGUGCUACCAACUUUUUCCGCUACAUAAAGACUAUGGCAGAUGGAGAGGAGGACGAGUUUGAGAUGCUCUGGGGCGAGUAUACCACAGAGACCGAAGACGAAGUGAUUUCCCUGGCCAUUUCCUUCCUCGUGGUGCAGAUGUUGCGCUAUGGCAUUUCUGGUGAACUUCCGCUUGCAUCUGGCGAGGAUGCUGAAGGGCAAGUGUGGCAUUCAAAUUGGUCUUGCGCAUUGCUGGUCCUAAUUGGACUGAUGCCCGGUGCAGUGGAUGUGGUGAGGGUGAUGUGUCAAAGAAUCGCUCAAAAGUGGCGGCGCUACCGUCGGAUUGCGAGUGGCCUCAGUGCGGAAAGCCCGACCCAUUAUGAGCAAAGAAGUCACCAUUGGUGUGAAGGAAUCUCGACCAUGAGCUUUGCUUGGUGCCUUCACUUUGCGAUCGAUUGGUUUGUUGCUUCUCACCUUCACCUCCUCGACGGGACGGUCAAAGCAGUCAUCUCUGCCUUGGCGGCGGCCACGCUUGCCUUUCUGUUGAUCUUUGUGUUGGACAAAGUGGCAGACAUGCACCUUGAAGAUGUUGAGGUGGACCAAGCUCUUCGGGGCAUGAUCACUGGUUUGGGGAUGCUGGUCGGCUUCUCCUGGGAACGCUGCUUCGAUGCUUCUGUGGGUGGAUUGGCACGAUAUGAGGUUCUCUUCGGCAUGUCCCCUCCUGUGAACCGCGUGCUAUUGGCCUCUUUCCUGGCACUCAUGGUCCUCCCUGCAUGGAAGUGGUACAUUUUGCCGAUGCUCCACCAGCUUGACCACAGCAACCACGUCACAAACCCCAUUGCGGAACCCGUGCCUGCUCUUGGAGAUGAGACCCGGCUUUUUGGAAGAGUUGGGCCAUCACAGAUGAUGCAGGUAGGGAAGAGUGAGAGCCCCAAGUGGGUGGAUUGA
Messenger RNA from Durusdinium trenchii, 1653 nucleotides. The record is from the annotation of a GenBank genome assembly. Lineage: Eukaryota; Dinophyceae; Suessiales; Symbiodiniaceae.